This is a messenger RNA of Acaulospora colombiana, 909 nucleotides long. Lineage: Eukaryota; Fungi; Glomeromycota; Glomeromycetes; Diversisporales; Acaulosporaceae. The record is from the annotation of a GenBank genome assembly.
AUGAAGGUUCCACCAAUUCCCUCCAAUAAAUCGGUAGUUAAAAAUUCUCGAACUAGACUCAGUCCGAUAAAAUCGAGGGCAUCCAAGGCACAGAUCCAAGAUUCCUUAACUCAUUCCAAUGAUUCUCACGCGCCGAUAUCAUCCAACUCUUCUCAUAUAUCCUUACCGUCCUUGCCUCCCUCCAUACGAGUACAACCAUCCUCUAUCAAACAGUACUUCACGCCACAUAUAAUUCAUUUGUGGUUAAAGAAUUUGGAGUCUAUAGUGCAUCUCAAUGAAGCUUGGAAUAAGAGACUAAAUGAAGAUUUUACUUCGUGGCAAUGGAGCGCUAUCAUUUAUAGACCGCCACAAGUCGUGAAGAAAAUUAGUGAUUUAUUCUUGCCGAAUAAAAGAGAAACUGAAGAUGAUAUUUGCGAGUUUGGAAAUACAUCCAAACCGUUUAUUUCCAGAACACUAACUCAUCAUUACAUGGAUUUGUUGAACAUUGAACGCAAUCUUGCAGAUUUCGAUCCUUCAUUUGCUUUAUUAUGGGACAAGAAUGUCUUACCGCCGCAAGCCUAUCAGCCAUAUAAAGUCCAUAAUAGUGUUGAUAAUGAUGUUAUUCCGUAUUUGAAGUAUACUUUAGAGAAUCUGAUCAAUUGGAAGGUGAAAAGUCCCGACGAUGAUUUUAAUUAUGGAUGUGAUUGUGAGGAUAAUUGUCAGAUUUUUAAAACUCCGAAUAAAGGUUGGGGGGUUAGAACUCUGGCAGCGAUUAAGGAAGGUUCAUUUGUAAUGGAGCAUGUUGGAGAAAUACUUGAGUCAAGAACAGCAAAAUUACGGGAAGUGUGUUACGGAAAAUUAGAUAUGUUGACAUAUUUCGAUCUCGAUUUUGGGUUUGAUGAAAGCAGAAAAUCCAGUGUUCUUUGGUAA